Molecule: messenger RNA, 1559 nt
Organism: Drosophila grimshawi
Lineage: Eukaryota; Metazoa; Arthropoda; Insecta; Diptera; Drosophilidae
Product: protein ORD
Exons: 6
Coding region: 17-1423 (468 amino acids)
Source: RefSeq, a predicted model, not a curated record
AGUAAAUACAAAAACAAUGGCUGGAAACUGUGGAAACACAAAAUUGCAUAUUUUGUCAUUGACAAUUGAGGAGUGUCUGGGCUGUAAGAGUGCAAAUGUGACAUUCCGGCCGGUUGACAAUGCCCACCUCGUGAUCUACACGCUGGAAAAACCGAAUGAAACUAAUCCGAUGUCACCGAUAAUGGUGACACCCGUUGGCAAUGCUCUCAAAUUAAUGUGCACCAUGGAUUUUCCAGAUGCGGCAAGUCUGCAACGGAUGCCGCAGCUAAAUAUUGGCAGAGGUUGUGUGAAAAUGACCUUUAAACUGGAGCGUCUUGAUGGCAUUUGUGUUGUGAAGGGAGAUGCGGACAUGACGCCGACCACUUCCAAGCAGGCCGAGGAGCAUCAAAGGGCAAGAAAGCAAUCGGAGUGCGCACGUCGCCACACUCUGUACGAGGUGAAUGUGCAGCGUCGCUUUGACCGGGUUGAGCAACUGAAUCGCAUCCACUUCCAGACUAACGGGGGCAAUUGGCGUGAGCUAACCGUUGAAGAGUUCCAUGGCAUAUUUUUUGUGCAGCCGCCACACAGAUAUGAACUGCUGCCCACACAAAUGCAUCAGCGUUAUGCCCACGAUUGGCUAAAGACCAUUCAGGCAGAUACCAACAACUAUAACAUUCUUAGUGAGGAUGGCAAUCCGUUUGACACGUUUGCCAAGCUCUUCGAUCGCCAGGACUCGGAGCAGCACAAGCAUUUGGAGAGACUGGCCACCAACUGUUUGUCCGUUAAUGAAACGGCUCGUCUCAGUGAAAGGCGUUUCUUGCUCAGCAUUUUUAAGCAGACUCGUUCCAUUUUCGAGUACAUCACUAAUUAUGAGUAUACCGUGUGGUUUUUUGUGCCACGCCACAAUCGCUACAUGGCCCUCAAUAGUUUGAGUUUGGAUGACUUUGAUUUGAGCAAUGUGCGCACUUGCAUUAAAUUGACACGAGAUGAGAGCAAUCGCUUCUGGCAACGUGCUGAUCACAAUAUCAUGGACAUAUUGCUGGUGUCCAUUCAAAUGGCACUGGCUCAGACCGCCAAGCAGUCGUUGCUAUUCCUUGGCCAGCUCGAAAAACUCAGCGAAUUCGUUUGUAUGCAAUAUGUGACGGCCUAUUUUAUGAACACCAUGUACACGGCGGGUAGCUCCAACACACAAAGUUCGACUCCCAAAUGGGUUUGCAGUCGUUACUUGAAUCGCAUCAUUCAGAUGGCCGAGUCAAUGGACCUGAUUGUCGUCAUAGAGUAUCCGUGUACUUUAACCCUGAUGCCAAAUAAUCAUCGGCAUGUGAAAUGCAAACAGCAGCUGGAUAAGAAAACUGGCGCCAUUUCUUGGCAUUUGUCCAUGGAUGUGACCAAAACCGUUGACAAUGGCAUAAAGCUCCUCUCGGAUGCCAUGAAUUCCAAUUAAGUCGAGGCAACACUUCGCAUAAAACUCAGUCUUAAGUUUUGAAAUUAAUCUGCUGUUAAUUGUUGGAUAAAUUGGCAGCAAUAGCUUAUUUCAAGUUUAUUCUUUUACAUUACAUAUUAUUAUUGUUUUAUAAAAC